Messenger RNA from Erythranthe guttata (spotted monkey flower), 1898 nucleotides. Its product is annotated as transcription factor SCREAM2. Lineage: Eukaryota; Viridiplantae; Streptophyta; Magnoliopsida; Lamiales; Phrymaceae. Gene Ontology annotation, biological process: regulation of DNA-templated transcription. Gene Ontology annotation, molecular function: sequence-specific DNA binding; DNA-binding transcription factor activity; protein dimerization activity. The record is from RefSeq and is a predicted model, not a curated record. Gene Ontology annotation, cellular component: nucleus.
UUUUUUUAAUUAUUAUUCAAACUCCCACUCCCCAUCUCUCUCUCAAAUUCGCAGAGAAGAAAGAAUAUUAUGCUACCACCCAGGUCGGUUUGGAUGGACGGAGAAGAAGAAGAAGAAGAAGAAGCAGCACCCAUGAUGAUUUCUUCUUCAUGGAACAACAACAACAACAACGAGAUGGACGACGCGGAAAUGAACAUGAACAUGAACGCCUCUCUUUCAUCCUUCAAGUCAAUGCUCGACAACAACCCAGUUGAUUCUUCUUCUUCUUCUGCUGCUGCUGCUGCUGCUGCUUUCAUUAACAACAAUGGGAAUGCCAGUGCUUCUCCUUUUUAUAACAUUAAUAAUGAUUUCUCCACAAACCACCUUUACUUCAAUCCUCCAUUGGACUUGGACUCCUCCUCCUCACUCUCAAACCCCCCUUUCAUUCUCGACAACCACAACCAGAUGCCCCCCAACAACAAAUCUCUUGUAAUCCCUAGUCUAUUUAACAACAUUUUCGACAACCCCUUCGAUUUCUCCUCCUGCGACCCCCCUUCUUUCUUCCCUUCCCUUGACCCUCCUCCUCCUCCUCCUCCUCUUUUCAUGGGUCCUGCUGCUGCUUUCGAUGCCUCCCUUACUUCCCUAUUUCACCCCACUCCCGACUUCUUCCCUCUUCCUCACGACACCACCUCCGCCGCCCCCUUUUUCGAGGGUUUUGAUUUAACUAACAGGUCUAAAUUGUUGAGGCCCCUUCAAGUUUCCCCGCCCCUUGGAGCACCACCCACUCUCUUUCAGAAGAGAGCUGCCCUGCGCCACACCUCCAAAAGCGAUCAAGGACUCACGAGUUUGGAUGACACUGUAGGGAUGGAGGAGUUGGAGUGGGGAAAGAAGAGGAAGAGGAAUUACGAGGACGACGACGAGGACGAAAUGGACGAUGAAAUGGCUGCUGCUGCUGAUAUCUCAACUAUCAACUAUGAUUCCGACGAGCCUACUGAUAAUAAAUUAGGGGGGGAUGACAAUGCCAACAGCAGCAUUACAGUUGGGGCUGGUCUGAAAGGAAAGAAGAAGGGGGGGAUGCCAGCCAAAAAUUUAAUGGCAGAGAGGCGUAGAAGAAAGAAGCUCAAUGACAGACUCUACAUGCUUAGAUCUGUUGUCCCCAAGAUCAGCAAGAUGGAUAGAGCUUCAAUACUUGGGGAUGCGAUUGAUUAUUUAAAAGAGCUAUUGCAAAGGAUAAAUGAUCUACACAAUGAACUUGAAGGUACCACCCCGUCGUCGUCGUCAUUGGGAUCUAUGAUGCAGCAUCAAAGUACAGCAAGCUUCCAUCCAUUGACACCAACUCCUCCUACUCUACCUUAUCGCAUUGUCAAGGAAGAACUUUGCGCUAGCUCAACUCCCAGCCCCAAGAACCAGCCUGCAAAGGUUGAAGUAAGGUUGAGAGAAGGUCGGGGUGUGAAUAUACACAUGUUCUGUGCGCGCAGACCAGGUCUCUUGCUCUCCACUAUGAGGGCUCUGGACAACCUUGGACUCGACAUUCAGCAAGCUGUCAUUAGCUGUUUCAAUGGCUUUGCUCUCGAUGUCUUCCGUGCUGAGCAAUGCAGAGAAGGUCAGGAUGUUUCGCCCGAGCAGAUCAAAGCAGUGCUUCUGGAUUCUGCCGAGUUUCAUGGUGUUAUGUAGAAUCCACUCUUGUUCAAACAAUCUACCUCUACCUCCACCUACUCUUCUGGAUGAUUUUGGGACCUUAUUAAUAUAUAUAUAUGCCAAUCUCGUGUUGUUGUUUUUGUUGCUGUUGAUUAAUAUUUGUGAAUUUAGUUUGUUAGUAUUAUAGCAUGUUGAUGAACCAACUACAAAAGUCAGAUUGAUGUAGUAUGUUCAACUGUUGUAUGUAGCACAAUUAUUGGAAUAUGAGCCAGUCUUCUAAA